This is a messenger RNA of Hemibagrus wyckioides, 7030 nucleotides long. Its product is annotated as kinase non-catalytic C-lobe domain-containing protein 1. Bases 250 to 5691 code for a protein of 1813 amino acids. The transcript is spliced from 31 exons. Gene Ontology annotation, molecular function: guanyl-nucleotide exchange factor activity. Gene Ontology annotation, biological process: small GTPase-mediated signal transduction. The record is from RefSeq and is a predicted model, not a curated record. NCBI's taxonomy places the organism in Eukaryota, Metazoa, Chordata, Actinopteri, Siluriformes, Bagridae.
UUGCCGUGAGCUCAUUAACAGCCGCAGCGAGUCGGGACAAGCGCCUCUGGUUAUUCCUGUUACUUCAUCUGUUUUUAGUAUUAAAAUACACCCAGAGCCACUGUGCCAGGGCUCUACCGUGCCAGAGCUGUGCUCUGUUUCCGCUUCGAUCGUCGGAAGUCACGCAGCACCAGCACCAACCUAUUUUUCCAUGAAAGGAUCGUUUCAGUUGUCCAACAUGAUUUGAGUGGUAAUAAAAGCAAAGCGGAGAUGGAGACGUUUGGAGGAGGUGUAGCUGCCCUGGGGGGUGAAGAGGACGCAGAGGAGGAAGAGAGGGGGAAAGUUGAGGCUUUACCCCCGCUACUCGAGGAUGAGGAGAAUGUGUCUUUGGCAGAUAUCCUGUGCCUGAGAGACAGCUGUCUGUCUGAACAGGAGGUGUGGGCAGUGUGUGCAGAAUGUGUGCGCUCACUGCAGAGCAUUUCCUGCUCUCCACUUUUUUACACUCUCUGCAUCACACCAGAUACUCUGGCCUUCAAUGCUCACGGCAACGUGUGCUUUAUGGAACAGCUCAGUGAUGACCCUGAAGGCUCCUUUGUACCUCCAGAGUUUGACAAGACUGGGAACACAUUUGAGGGUCAUGUGUUCUCGCUCGGCGCCACGCUUUCAGCUGCUCUGGGCUACAAUAUAGAACCUGAGACUGAAGUGGAGUUGGGGGUCGAUACAUGCAGAUUGCUUGAACAAAUGCAAGAGGAAAAGCCAGGAGACAGACCUUGCCCAAAGGUUAUUCUAUCUCUAGCAGAAGCCAAAAUCACAGAUACUACAUCAAGAGCAGUGUGUCGGAAACUCUCAGCCAUCGGAAGAAGAGUACUGUCCAUAGAAUCAGUUGCACCUUUCCAAGAUGAGUGGGACAAAUCAUAUCAUCACUUUAUGGAAUAUAAAGGUUCACGGUCAAGCUCGAUUGAGAAUCAUACAUAUGACCAGCGCAUGGCCAGACAUUGUUCUUCAGAUUCUCAUGAAGAUGAGGAGCAUCUGGUUAAACAAAGGCGGAGAGUCUGCAAUGGUUCAUUCCGCUCUGGGAGCGUGGAUGGAUAUAAUGGUGGUCCAGUGUCACUCCGAGAUGUGAAUUCCUUCUAUCCGUCUCAGAAUAGCUCCCCCAUUCUUAAGAUGAGCCAAGAGGUGAGGUGGAGGAGAUCACGAAGUGCCCUCAACCGCUCCUGCUCCAUUCCUGACUCCAACAACCCCCCUGUGUUCUCAACUCCAUCACACACAAACCUGAGCAUGAUGGUAGCAGAUUUGUCAGAGAUUGGAGGAGAGGAGAGUAUGAUGAUGCAAUGGGAGGACCAUAUGCCGAAGGAAACACACAAGAAGUCUACACAGGAUGAAGAUUCAGGCGGAACAGAGGAAAGUUUCAGCCAUGCUAUAGAAUCUGUAAAUAGAAUAAGUAAUGACACCCCUGCUCAUCUCAGCAUUGAUGCAGAUCCAGAUUGCACAGGUCUAAAUGAAGUUGUAAGGGAGGAAACCCCUGUGCUCUCCACGCAUGUCGAUGAGGAGAUAAAGAAUAGCAAUUUGUGCUGUUCUAAUCAUAUGACCAAAAGCAUGCUGUGCCUCAAAGAGGAAUCUCAGGAUGAGUGGGUCCCUCUGCGGGAACUGCUGUCGCACUGUACAAGGCCGCUGUCCGUGAAUGAGUUGUGGGCCCUGUGUUACACCUGCCUGUCCACACUGCAAACCUACUCCGAUUUCCCAGCUUACCUAUGCCUGGACUCUGUGUAUGUGGGCUGUGAUGGAGAGUUGCUGUUCCUUAUGCCUAAAAACACAGGAUUCAGUGAUGUCUUUUAUGUAGCUCCUGAAUUCCAGGAACAUGGUAUUUUAACAGAAAAGGCCUGCAUUUAUGGAGUAGCAGCUAUUUUGUGGGCCACAGCUAAAUUCCAUUUGUCCCCUAAUCAGAAGCUAGCUAUGCCAAGAAAACUCAAGAGGCUUCUGCUGGAGAUGGCCAAAAAAACUCCUAUUGAAAGGCCAUCUAUUGUUAUGGCAAAAAAGACUUGCCGUGAUUAUCUAUCACGUCAGGGGACUGACGCUGAGACUGUGUGGACACAUCUAAUCAACAGACUUCACAAGGCAUCCAAUAGGAUUAAUGAAGAAGAAAGUUUUCUAGAUGUGGGCUCAUUAAAAGACACAGCUACACCUGAGAGGAAAACUGGUUUCAUCCCUCUGGGCCAUGAUGUCAGGUUGGCCCCUGUAUCUGGUCCUCUUCCCCAGAGCAACUCUCUCUCUAUGACAGCAAGGCUGCCUGAGGCUUUCACUUCUUUGGCGACCCACUUUACUCCUAUAGUAGUGGCCCAGGAGGAUGUCGAGGAAGAGGAAUCGCCUAUCCCUCAGCCAAGGCUAGACAGCAUGCCCAGUGAAAUUGGAAUUGAAAAUGAGGAUGAGGGCCUGACCACUGACUCACCACAACUUCAUGAAAACUGGAUGCAAGAAGAGCAAGAGGACGACAAUUACUCAUCCUUGUCUAGUAGCACAACUGUUCUUACCUCUUCACCUCACACCAACAUCCAAACAGCCUAUCCAGUGUCAAACAGCCAGUCUCUGCCAACCUAUCCCAAUGUUGCAUGCUCUGCUGGCAUUUACAACAACUUCCUCCUACAACAGGACCCUCACAGUGGCCGUCUGACACUGUUUCCUGUUCACAUAGCUGUUUCUCAGCCAAUCACAGGCCUGGAUCUUAGUCUGCCAUUGAGGGAAAAUUCAGAGACUGACUCAGGAACCCAAAACACUGAGCAUGAUGUGUAUCGUGUAACCAAGAAUGGAGAAUCUGAUCACCAAUUCACAUCUUCUUACCACAAGAGCAGCAAAAGCGACAUGCCAAUUAAUAGAGCUCACUUGAAUAUCACUGAACCUCCCCAGAAUACCAGGGUAUUGAGCAGUAUACACCAGAGCCAGCCCGUCCUGCAGCAGGUCAUUGGUCUUAUCAGAGAGGAGUUUGCCUUUGACUGUUAUCUGGAAAAUGGACCAGAGGAGCUGGUAAUGGGAGAGUACAUCCUUUCUUUAACAAAUCUGCACUUCGAAACCUUCUGUAGAGCAAUAGUGGAGAAGUUCAGUGAUCUCCACUGGGAUAAAGACCUGCUAGGAUUGCUGCACUGUCUUGUCAAUCAAGACCCCUCUUUCCUAGUGUCUGUUGAAGACCCUUCAUCAGAGCUGGAGGAAAGGCCACUGACAUCACUCCCGGAUGCCAAGAGGUGUGAGGGAGAGGGGGGAGGGAACACAGAACGCAGUCAGCCUGACCACAACGCAAACAAGUGCCAUGCUCCAGAAGAAAAAGAACAUACAGCAACUAGACAACAAAACCAAGAAGAGACUAAGGACAAACAACGACACAUAAGAACAGAGAGAAGAGGAGAAGGGAAUACAGCUAAUGAGAUCAGGAACUUGCAGAAAGAAACUCAACCAUUCACGUUUAAGAAGUGUCAUCUUAAUGACAGUGCAGUGUUGAGCGGACUUAGUGUGGACAUGGAGAGCAGCAGCUGUCCAGUAGAUGGAGCUGAAGUGUGUGUGUGUAGUGAUGAGUCUCUGUGCCAGCAUUCUGAACUGGGGGAGAGUACAGACACCCAGCUUUCCCUGGACUGCUCAGAUGCAGAAAUGGAUGAUUCUGACUCAGUGAUCUCAGACAGGACAGUGUCCUCCUGCUCAGGCAUUCAGGGCCCUCUGUGCCGCCCUACAUGGGCCCUGGCUCUGUAUGGAGAAGACUUCUUCAGCCAAGAAGUGGUGGAGUAUGCUUACAAACUGGGCAACCACACUGACACACCAAGCUUGGAAGAUAAAUCACAGGAACCACCAUUCUUAGACCAAGAAUUUUACCAGGAACUUCACCAACAGCUGAUGAUCGAGAGCAGAAAUUUAAAGAAGACCAGAAAUUUUUACCACAAACUAAUUCAGCAAGAGAGAAAAAAUAAAGGUUCUGAAGCAAGGGUGAUGCUCUCCAAGCUGAGGGCUCAGUUCGAUGAGCUAAGGACUAAAGUAGAGUUUCUUGACUCUGUAAGGCAAUAUCUACAGGUGUUGUAUAUAGAUCAAUGGGGUUUGCCACUCUCUCUACUGCCCUCUCUGGCUUCUUCUGGAUCUUCUACAAUAGACCUCAGAGCCACUGAAGAUCCAACCAUAUUGAGUCUGGUGUGUGAGCAGCGCAGAACAAGAGGUUGCUGUCCCCUGCUGGCUGGAACACCCAAAGGCCUGAUGGCUUAUUUAUAUUCCAGAAAUGCUCUUAUGGAAGGAUACAUCCAGCACUUUCUCUAUACAUACCGCUAUUUCUGUACUCCUGAGGAAUUUCUCCACUUUCUAAUGGACAAAUUUAACAGCUCUGUAGUAGCCAACAAGGACUUCUCUACUGACAGUGCUAAGGUGUAUCAUCGCACGCUGGACCUGUUAGAGUAUUGGAUAGAAGACAGCCGAUCAGUAGAUUUUACCUCCAACUCCCGCCUUCAACCAAUCCUUGACAACUUCCUCACAUCUGAGGUGGCUCCAGUGGACAGUCGUGGAGAGAGUCUACUCACAAUGCUACAAAACAGUCCGAAAAAGAGGCGGGGAUGUAGGGUGUCAUAUCGUGGUGAGAGUCCAGUCAGUGGCUGGGAGGAUCUUGAUGUCCAGUCAGUUCAGUCCUUUUGUAGGAAAUCAUCUGUUGAUGAUUCAGCAAAGAAGAGUUUUCAGUGGCGUGUUUCCCGAGUGGUGGAGCCCCAGGUGAACCAGCCUAAGGAGAAGGUCUACUCAAUCGCUUCAGCACUGCCCCGACCCUGCUACAGUUCCCUGCUGAGCCAGAUAACCAGAGUGUCUGUGAGGAAUGAAGAGAGAGUAGCAUUCAGUCAGACAGAGCACAGUCCCCUGAACACAGCACAACAGCUCACGCUACUCCAACAGGAAAUCUUCCAAGGUUGUCACCCUGUGCACUUUCUCAACUCCAGAGCACAGGGAGUGAAAGAAAAGGCAGUCAGCAUCUCAAAAUGUUUAUCCUCCGAAGCCCCACCACUAGAGGGCAGUAGUUUGUUUGUGGGUGAUGAGCCAGGGCGUGAUGGGCCUCUGCAGCAUUUCUUGAGAUAUGCAGAAAGCAUCAGUAACUGGGUCUCAGCUGAGAUUGUCAUCACCGACUCAGUAAAGGUUCAGACAGCUUUGCUGGGCAAGUUUCUCUCUAUUGCUAAGCACUGUUAUGAGGCAAGAAACUUCGCUACAGCGAUGCAGAUUCUUGGAGGACUGGAGAAUGUGAUUGUCCGACAAUUACCGGCUUGGAAGCAGCUAUCAGCAAAGAUAUCAGAUGUUCUUGAGGAGAUCAGAGCAGUUCAGGUGUUUUUGAAGAGUGACAGUCUGUGUUUGAUGGAGGGAGAGAGAGGAAGAAGGCAGCCCACGCUACCAGAUGCACACAUCUUGGCCAUGCACAUACAGCAGCUGGAGAUUGGCGCCUUCACUUUGACUAACGGAGCAUACAAGUGGCCCAAGUUACGGAGUAUAGCACGUGUGGUAAGUCAGGUCCAUGCUUUCCAGGAGCACAUGUAUACAUACACAGCUGAUCUAGAGCUACAGUCAUAUCUUCAAGCCCGGAUCAGUCGUCUGGGAGCUUGCGAUGUGUCACUACUUGCCGCUGACAAUGAUGCCAACUUUAACCAGCCUGCUGCAGAGCGGCACACACGCCGCAUCCAGGACACACUGCGCAGGGUCAAGGCCUCUUUCCAGUGAUCCAGCAUCUCUCAUGUGUUCUGUGCAGAAGAAAUUAAUGCACAUGGUUUCUAAUGAGUAGACACUGUAGGAAAUCUUUGUAAUCAAGUACCAGGCUGUGGGUAUUAGAGAAAUUGGAACUGUGAGAAUCUUUACACAGCUGUUGUAAUGUCUACAGCUCAAGGAAGUUUUUUUUUUUUUUUUGAGGUCCAAGUUAUUCUAUUUUCUGUGAAAGAGGUUAGUGAACCCAUACAAAAUGUCAGCGCUUUCCCAGCCUUAUCAUUAUCCACCAAUAACAACCAAUAAUUUUAUCUUACUUUCCUGGACUGAAGUACUGAGGCGAUCAACAAACAUUUAGUGCAUUUUGAGCAAACAGGGUUUUCAUUCUGCAAAUAUAGUGGGUUGAUAACGUUUGAAAAAAAAUGCUUAAAUAAUUCUUUAUAUUCUAAAACAAAUCCCAGUGAAAAUGUGCUCGUUAUUGAUAUUCGUACUGCAGUAACAUGAAUUGAAAUAUCUGCAACGAACAACCAUGGCUUAAUUCCAUUAAAGUAACCUGUUAAGAACUUCACACACAGUGUAGCUGUGCUCAGAUGUAAAAUUGUAAAAAUUCUAAGAGGGUUAUUUCAAGUAGGCUUAUUCUCAUUUAGUGGUACAGAGCUAAAGUAUUUGUACUGGUUAUAUUUUUCUGCAUAUAGUGUAUUUUCUAUAUCUGUCGAGCAAUCACGUAAUUCAGCUUUCUAAAUCAGCUUAUAUGAUUAUUAUUAUUAUUAUUAUUAUUAUUAUUAUUAUUAUUAUUAUUAUUAUUAUUAUUAUUAUUGUUAUUAUUAUUAUUAUUAUUAUUAUUAUUAUUAUUAUUAUUAUUAUUUUGCGGGUUGGCCCGGUGUUUCCCUGUGUGUGUGUGUGUGUGUGUGUGUGUGUGUGUGUCCACCCCUCAUCCCGAGGUGAGGAAACAGGCGCUCCUGGAGGUCGAUGCUUCUCUGUAGUCGCCACUUCAAAGCGCUUCAGAUAAACACACUUAAUUGGGAGGCGAAGAGCUCCGACCUCUCUAAGCACAGAUCUGAGAUAAAGGAAGCAUCCACCAUGCUGUUAUCAUCCUCACUAGAGCUAAACGAUCCCUUUAGGAGCACAUUGUUAGCCGGCGGCGGCUUGGGCGCUCAAAGGGAUUAAACUACUCUGAGUGAGUCAACACAUACAGUGAGAUAUAACCUGAUGAGUGGGAUUAACAUUGCGUUCACAUUGUCUGUGUGCCAAUGCGUUUCCAAUUCCAUUUCUUACUAAUAUGUCUUACUUUUUGGAGUGUAUGUUAAAUCGAAUGAAACGCUAUAAAUAUAAAUCGAAAUAAACCUGCAGUAAGAGUAUG